Messenger RNA from Sycon ciliatum, 2210 nucleotides. RefSeq lists its product as uncharacterized. Bases 285 to 1373 code for a protein of 362 amino acids. The transcript is spliced from 9 exons. The record is from RefSeq and is a predicted model, not a curated record. Lineage: Eukaryota; Metazoa; Porifera; Calcarea; Leucosolenida; Sycettidae.
AUAGAUUUUCACCUUUCCCAAACUACUCAGCAAGGAGCUUCGACUCAGCCUUUGUUGACUUCGGGUUUGACUUUGAGGUAGAGCGCGGGUGUAAUUUUAUUGAAUGUUCUUCUCUCCAUUGCAUGCUCCUGGGAGCAAGACAGCUUUCAGUCAGUGACAGCUGAGUCCACUUCUUCGAAGCUCAAGUGCUGGCAGUGUGUGUUUGCAUGGUCUGCGGAAGAAGGAGUAUAGUGGUUUGAGAACAUCGACCGAGGACUGAAUGUCGUACUUGGUUCUCGUCCACCAUGAGCCUUCGCAAGCGAGCCUCAUCAACGGCCACUGCUUCAGUGAGCGGCAGUGAGAUUCUCGAGGAUCAUGAGAUAAAGUAUGGUCAGCUACUCAAGCGACAUCGCCACAAGAACACGUGGAUAUCACGUAAUGUUGUCCUGGACAUCACUUCAGGAACCCUCUCUUACUACAAACCCAAGACACAUAUUGGGCGUGUAAAAAGCAAGAUCUCACGGUCAAUUAGUCGCAGCAGUAGCAUCGGUAGCGUGCAGAGAGUCCCGUCUGAUGGCGACGUCAAAUCGGAUGGCGAGAGCGAAAUGAAGCGUCAGCUGCCCGUCUGCAACUUGCACGUGUGUAUUCUGGAUACGGAGGAUCACACGGAGUGCGAGGCCAUCGGUCAAGGACGUAUCCUAACGGUCAGCUACUGCGAAGCGACCUCCGGCACCACGAGCGGUAACAACGUCUCGACGAGAUCUAUCUUCUUCAAAUCGGAAAAGGAGGCAGGUUCCGAGGAGGCCGAUGAGGAAAUUGAAGAAUGGCUAACAGCAAUUCUCAAGGUGAAAGAGUCCGGUGAAGGCCAGGAAGACGCUAAGACUGAGCUGAGUACUUCCAAACAUGAUUGCCUGCUGAGUGCUGAUGAUGCUCUAGCGGAAGACAGGGAGGAGAAGAUCAGGUUCGACCCAGUGCAUUGCGGUUGGAUCUACAAGAAGGGAUCACAGUUAAGUUCUAAAUGGCAGAAGAGAUGGCUGUUCUUGGACUGCAGUACGUUACAGUUGCGCUACUACAAGUCUCCAAUGGACGCACUACCGCAAGGUGAAAUAGCACUUGAUAAGUGCAUGCAGGUGAAGAAAGGCAUGCCCGACCUGUUUCCAGAGAUCAAUCCUCCAAACACGUUCACGGUGGUAUGCAAGGAGCGUAGCUACUGGAUUCGCACCGACUCGCCCGACGCCACGCAGGAGUGGAUUGAUCUUCUUGAGGUAUGCAUAGUCGCAGCUGGCAACGCCCCGCCGUCAGUCCGCUCUAAAUCGUUCUCGAUGCGAGCUCGGUCGGCCACCACGUCGACUCCUAAGCCUAGAAGACUGACUAUGUGUACUGUGAAACGGUAACUGCACUUGGAGAGUGAUGUGAUUACUCAUCACAGAUCAAUCGAUGGUGCUGGAAAGAGAAAGCAAGAGGGUUUCAUCCACGCGGUAUCCGCGCAGAGCAGACAAUCAGCGAAUGUGUGUGUGCGUGCGUGCAGGUGUGUGUGUGUGUGCGUGCGUGCAGGUGUGUGUGUGUGUGCGUGUGUCGCCGUGAGCUGUACCGAGAACCGUCUCACGCUGCCGUUAUCAUUUCAUAUUGCUCUGCCGACACUGGUCGCGAUGAACCUGAGAGUAGUCUGUUGACAGUGAAGCGCAGCGGCAGCAAGUCGCUAUCCAUGGCUCACACUCAUCAUUCCCGAACCCCGGCGUGUCAGCAGACAGUGGACUGCAACCCAGCUACAGGUUAGCCUGUGUGAGACUGCUGAAGCUAGCUUGUGUGAGUGUGCGUGUGUGUGUGUGUUUCCAUUACGGACAAGUGUUUGUCCAUGCCCGGACGCAACCCAGGGAUAGCUGAUAUGCGGACACGUGCACACAUGUUUGUGUAUGAGUGCAUGGACUACACACCUGACAUUCAGUCGCCAGUAUCUACCUCUCUCUGCGACUGUAAUACCGUCCGGGCCAGCACAGGGGAGCCAUAGCUGUGUUGGUCGAGUUAGAAAAUGAUUCACGGCAGUAAAACCUUACGCUGGCACUCCUUACGAGCACCAUUUCCCGAAGCCUCGCAGCUCCACAGACAGCGGCCGCUGACAUGGACUUUGACUGGCUUCGCCACACGCUGGCCAAUUGCAAUGCGAUUUGGACACCCUGCUUCCGUGCAAGACCCAGUUCCUCCAUGCUGCUGUACGGCUUCUCCCCCCCCCC